AGCGAGAGUCUGAUAACACAGGACACAAAGUGGGGGAUGGCUCUUGGUUAAUCUUUGACUCAACCGUCAGCUGACUCUUAGAGCUCUUGUAUAUAAUGGGGACGUUUCUGGCCAACUGUCUGCAGCAAGGAGGACAUUAUAGGCUGUAAACAUGCGUGGGAUCCUUGCUAGUUGUGCACUGUCCGUACUGCUGCUGGGUGCAGCCUGGGCAGACCACCACCACCACCACCACGGCGAUGGUGCUGCUCACAGCCACGAGGGAGAAGCAAGCUGCCACAAGCUGGCUGCUCCCAAUGCUGACUUUGGCUUUGCCCUCUACAAAAGCUUGAGUACCCAGGCUGCUGCUGGGAAGAACAUCUUCUUCUCACCACUGGGCAUCUCCACCGCCUUGUCCAUGCUGUCCACAGGGGCCAAGGGGGAAACCCACCGCCAGAUGUUCUCCAGCUUGGGCUACACUGCUUUAAGCCAGAUGCAGGUCAACGAAGCAUACAAGCAUCUUUUUCACAUGGUCGAGCACAGCCAGGGGAAUCAGCGCCUGGACGUGGGUAACGACGUUGCCGUGCGCUCUGGCUUCAGCCCUCUGGGGGAGUUCCUGAAGGAUGUCAAGCACUCCUACUCUGCUCAUGUCUUCAAUGUCGACUUUACCAAACCUGAUGAGGCUGCAGCUGAGAUCAACACACACAUUGCUGCCAAAACCAAUGACAAGAUCAAAGAUAUGGUGAAGGACCUGAGCCCUGAGAUGGCCAUGGUGCUGAUCAACUAUGUCUACUUCAGAGGACGGUGGGUAAAACCCUUCAAUGCUAACCACACAGCAACGGCCGACUUCAACGUGGACGAAACCACCAAGGUUCAGGUAGACAUGAUGAAGAGGACCGGUCGCUACGACUUCUAUCACGACUCGGACAACCACACCACCGUCAUCUUGCUGCCGUAUCAUGGCAACACCUCGAUGAUGAUUGUCCUGCCCGACGAAGGCAAGAUGCAGGAGGUGGAGGGCUAUAUUACUAAGGAACACAUCAGGCACUGGCAUGACUCACUUUUCAGGAGUUCUGUGGAUCUGUUCCUGCCCAAGUUCUCCAUCUCCGCUGAUGCCACCCUGGACAGCAUACUGAAAGAUAUGGGCAUGGUCGACGCUUUCACGGACAGCGCAGAUUUCUCUGGCCUGUCCGAUUCUGUAAAACUCAAAGUCUCAAAGGUGUCCCACCAGGCCAUGUUGAGCGUGGAUGAAACAGGAACAGAGGCAGUGGGCGCCACCACCAUCGAGGUUAUGCCCAUGAGCAUGCCUGAAGUCAUGAAUCUCAACAGACCUUUCAUGGUCUUCAUCCUGGAGCACUCGACAAAGAGCAUCCUCUUCAUGGGCAAGAUCAGCGACCCCACGGCCAUGUAGGUUCCAGGAUUCCAGAAGUGUUUGUUCUAUUGUGACACUGCAGUAGGUUUUUAGUAGCCACUGGACAUAAUGCUCAUUUUGACCUCGGGAUCUGAAAGCCGUGUACAGAUGUCACAGUGAUAUUUACAGCGUUGGGGAUUGAUGAAUGAAGUGUAGCUCGAUGAAUACGAGGACAGAUCUAUCAAGUAACCGAAAUGUCAAGUCCAUCAAUCUGUCUGCCUGACUCAUUAAUCAUCGUCUGUCAUCGGAACUUGGCUUUAUGUAUAAAUACAUCAUUAUAUUUAGUAUCCAUCUGAGUUGUGUUUAUGAUAAAGAUGAAAAAACACAUAAGUAAGUAUAUUGCUUGAAGCAUUUGCGUUGUUAUUGUGCUUCUGCUGUUUCAACAUGGUGAAGUGAAGGGAAAUAAAGACUUGUCAUGAACAA
Messenger RNA from Pungitius pungitius (ninespine stickleback), 1810 nucleotides. Its product is annotated as alpha-1-antitrypsin homolog. The coding region runs from base 152 to 1387 and encodes 411 amino acids. The transcript is spliced from 5 exons. The record is from RefSeq and is a predicted model, not a curated record. Lineage: Eukaryota; Metazoa; Chordata; Actinopteri; Perciformes; Gasterosteidae. Gene Ontology annotation, biological process: negative regulation of endopeptidase activity. Gene Ontology annotation, molecular function: serine-type endopeptidase inhibitor activity.